AGCAAGAAGCGGGGCAGAGCAGCUCAAACCCUGUUCAACCAUGGGAGUGAGCCCAGAAUUGAAAGCUGAAGUCAUUUCUUCACUUUGUGGAGAACCUGUAAAACUUUAUGACAGCAGAACUUUUCAAGGGAGAGUACCUCCUCAGAAGCUGUCGGUGGAUGACUUUUUGCUUCGCACCAUCCUCGGGAACCAGGAGACGUAUCGGGAGCUUUUCUUGGAUGUCGAAAACUUUUUCGACCCAGACUAUGACUACGACUUCACCAAUCUCUCAGACUCAGAUCUUUUAUGUAAGAGAGGGGAUGAAUAUUAUGAGCGUCCAAAAGGCUGGUACCGCAUGGCCCUGAAGGUCAGAGGUAAAUAUCCAGACGGAGACGAUUGGCUGGGACCCGAUGGCUGGAGGAGACACUCCGUGCCCGGGGAAUGGCCUGUUUCAUACCAUGGAACAAGUAUCGAUGGCGCCAAAGGCAUCAUCAAGGAGUGGUACAAAGCCGGAGACAGAGAUCAGUAUGGAAGGGGAGUCUACUCUACGCCCGACAUCCACGUGGCGGACUAUUUUGCCACAACCUUCAGCUCGCCCACGACGGGGAAAUGCUACAAAGUGAUCAUGCAAAACCGAAUCAACGGCGACAAGAGAGAGAAAUGCGACGAGCCAGACUACUGGCUGAUUCCCGUCGAGAGCGGAACACCACCUGAUGAAGAGAAAUCCAUAGUGGAGCGCUCAAUUCGACCCUACGGCAUUUUGAUCAAGGAGAUAAGAGAUGAAGGAACGCCGGCACAUCAAGACAGCUUCUGCACCAUCAUCUAACAAGGUCAACGUCUUUCUUCGCACUCCAGCAGCCCAACAAGUCUGUUUCCGUCUCUUCUCAGCAACCACAAUGAUGGAAAAGACUCUGAAACUGUUAUCUCAUUCAUUUUGACUUAGUUUCAGAAAAAAAAGGAACGUGGUGGUAGUGUGAGUCACUGAUCAAUGGAAAUGAAGAAUGUUGAUUUUCUGAUGCUGAUGUUAUUGUUGUUCAUGUUUAUGACAUUUGAUUGUGAAAACACAAGAAUCAAUAGUUUAAUGAAUGUUUAUAACCCGCUUGUGUCUUUGCAUGACCUGUUUUGUCUCACCUACAAACAAUUACGAGCACAUAAAGACAGAGAGGUUGUUGCAUGUUUCCUGUUUCCUGUAAUUCAACUCAAGUUUCAGUUACCGAGUAUCAGAAACGGCAGUUAACCUGCAGACAUCUGAGGCGUGUUCCACACAGCCAAAAGACACGGAGUCAUUAUCUAUGAAAAAGUUACAGUAAUUCAUACAUACUGCAUUUUCUAAGGCAUGUUCAACCCUUUUUUAGUCGUGAUGGGGGUGGAAAAAUAUAUUACUAAUGACACAGAUCAUAACCCAAGCCAGGAAUUCAAUUAUGUUUUACAUUUAAAAAACUGGUAAUAACCUCACUUUGCUUUUGAAAAAAGAAAAAAAAAAACAAAAAAAAAAAACAAAACAAGUUUUUGGUAUUGAUCGCUCUUAAACACAAUAACUUCUGAACCAUUCACUGUUUUUU
Molecule: messenger RNA, 1541 nt
Organism: Salarias fasciatus (jewelled blenny)
Lineage: Eukaryota; Metazoa; Chordata; Actinopteri; Blenniiformes; Blenniidae
Exons: 2
Coding region: 41-805 (254 amino acids)
Source: RefSeq, a predicted model, not a curated record